CAUUGCUGACAUUUGAGUCAAUAUCAACCCUGCCGUGCAAGGUUACGAUUUACCAGCAUAGUUUACUCGGAUUGGCCUCAAUUGUGACCCCCCCACACUGAGUAAGCGUCAUGUCGAUUGGCUGGUCGGAGGGCAGUCUGGAGGAGAGGAGGAGACGAAGUGAAGAAAAACAAAGAUGGCUACACGGUCUGAGUGUCGUCAAGAAGAGUCGCAGUAGAGAUUGAAGCGUCAGAGCCGGUGUGAUCUAGGCGAGCUCGGCAGAUGCUGGGUGGGGAAAGAGCUUCGGUCGAGUCGCUUCGGCAGAACGCUGCAGAGCCGCUCGGAAGGCUUUCAAUGAGGGAGAAGACACGACAUACAGUCGAAGAGUUGUUUUGUUUCUAACUGAACAAAAAUACUCUUCGUUCUUUAAGAUAGUAGCAUCAAAUCAAUUUACCCACUGUAUUACCCAACCCCCUUUCAGCACUGUCACAUAUAAUUUCUUAAUAUUAUUACUAUUAUUUAAUUUAACAGGAGAAACAAAUAACAUUUUGCUGGUUAGUUAAUUGCACGACACAGUGCUACUGACAGGGACACAAAUCGGACAGACAGACUGAUCUCUGAUGUCUACUUUGGAGGAGCGCGGCGAAGUGGGGGUCCCUGUGGCCACGGCUCCGAGCUCCUCCUCGGCCGGGCUCGGUGUCGGGGCCGCGGGGGCUGGUCUGGAGGUUGGUCCCGGGAUGUCAGGCGGACAGGAGGAGGCUGGAAUACGGAGAGAGGGAGCCGGUCAGGAGCCCGACCCAGACGCGCCACCCAAGAAGCGAGUGAGGCUACUGCAGGAGGGCGAGGCAUGCAAGCUGGAAGAGAGACUUUACGCUGUCCUGUGCUGCACUGUGUGUUUGGACUUACCAAAGGCGUCUGUCUACCAGACUGACUGCAACGUGUGUGUGGACCUGCCCAUGUCAUCCUUCUAUCAGUGUACGAAUGGGCACCUCAUGUGUGCGGGCUGCUUCAUUCACCUGCUGGCUGAUGCACGUCUGAAGGAGGAGCAGGCCACCUGCCCCAACUGCCGCUGUGAGAUUAGCAAGAGCCUGUGCUGCCGCAACCUGGCAGUGGAGAAAGCCGUGAGUGAGCUGCCCUUUGAGUGCAACUUCUGUCUCAAACAGUUCCCCCGCAGCGUGCUGGAGAGGCACCAGAAAGAAGAGUGCCAGGACAGAGUGACAGUAUGCAAGUACAAGCGGAUUGGCUGCCCCUGGAAGGGCCCCUUUCAUGAGCUGACAGUCCACGAGGCGGAGUGCUGCCAUCCAACCAAGACUGGCAAUGAGCUGAUGGGCAUCCUGGACGAGAUGGACCAGUCCCACCGGAAAGAGAUGCAGCUCUACAGUGGCAUCUUCAGUCUGCUCUGCUUUGAGAAGAUCGGCUUCACAGAGGUGCAGUUCCGGCCCUAUCGUACAGAUGACUUCAUCACUCGCUUGUACUACGAGACUCCACGCUUUACAGUGCUGAACCAGACAUGGGUCCUGAAGGCUCGCGUCAACGACUCAGAGCGAAACCCCAACCUGUCCUGUAAGCGCACCCUGUCCUUCCAGCUGAUCCUCAAGAGCAAGAUCAACUCAGCGCUGGAGUGCUCCUACCUGCUGCUCAAGGGGCCCUACGAUGACGUCAAGAUCAAGCCAGUGAUCUACCACUAUGUCUUCAGCAAUGAUGCCAAUGAGACUGACUACAUGCCCCUGCCCAUCAUCGACUCUAUCGAAUGCAACAAACUGCUGGCCGCCAAGAACAUCAACCUGAGGCUCUUCAUUUUCCAGAUACAGAAAUAAAGACAAGACAGGGAGUCUUAGAAAGCACCACUGAACCAUAGUUACCUCUAAAGAAGCAAGCAGCAGAUAAACCAUGCCAGUGGGUGUUAGGAAGAGAGAGAUUGUGAUGGCAGGCAAAGCCACUGACAGUCAUUCAAACCUCAAACCCAUCCGCACGUGUACACAGCUGUGCACCUCUCAGAAAAGUAUUUGGUCUACUUUGUUAUUCAGUUUCAUAGGAAACACAAAACAGAAUUUGACUGCUUUACAAACGGUAAAUAUACUCACUUGAUUAACAUAGUAAGAUACAAUGUUAUGGUAUAAUCUAUACCAGUCACCUAGACAAAUACUUUUAUGGCUAUUUCUCCUCUGUCUGAGCUAUGGUACUUACUGACACCAGUGAUGGGCUAGUAGGAGACACUCAGUCAGAGACGCUCUGCUCCCUGUGGUAUUUUCACUCAUAUGGAAUGUGCCCUUGUACAUCUUGUAAAUUUACAGAUCAGCAUAGUCUAUAAAAUUACUUUUUAUCUGUCUACUCAGAUUACACUAGAAAAGUAUUCAAUUGGGUUAUAGCAUAAUCUUAAACAUCUUUGACACUGCCAAGUAGAAUAGUGACCUGAGCUUAAUUAAAAUUUAGAGAUCACAAUAUUUGUGACUGGAAUAGCUCGAGCUAAUAUUCAGCUGCAGUUAUGUUAAGCUAGAGCCCUGUGAAAUUAUUUAA
Messenger RNA from Polyodon spathula (Mississippi paddlefish), 2496 nucleotides. RefSeq names its product cysteine/histidine-rich 1 (gene zftraf1). The coding region runs from base 600 to 1796 and encodes 398 amino acids. The transcript has 5 exons. Gene Ontology annotation, molecular function: zinc ion binding. Gene Ontology annotation, cellular component: nucleus. Lineage: Eukaryota; Metazoa; Chordata; Actinopteri; Acipenseriformes; Polyodontidae. The record is from RefSeq and is a predicted model, not a curated record.